Fopius arisanus is the source of this 6934-nucleotide messenger RNA. RefSeq names its product split discs (gene spdi). NCBI's taxonomy places the organism in Eukaryota, Metazoa, Arthropoda, Insecta, Hymenoptera, Braconidae. Gene Ontology annotation, molecular function: protein binding. The transcript is spliced from 8 exons. The coding region runs from base 1569 to 5732 and encodes 1387 amino acids. Gene Ontology annotation, biological process: actin cytoskeleton organization. Gene Ontology annotation, cellular component: filamentous actin; microtubule organizing center. The record is from RefSeq and is a predicted model, not a curated record.
UUCUCAGUCCCAUCGGCAGUCCCCGUUCCGAACACUCCGCAUUCAAUUACUCUCCACCAUUCACCACAACUUCUCAUUUCAUCCAUUAAAUAUCUGUAAAAUAAUCUGAAAAAAAAACGGUAAAACUUAAACAAAAGUGUAACCUUGAGGAAAAUUCAACAAUAAUUUAUCGUUUCUCAAAAAUCGCGAAGGAGUGAACAAUUGCGUGAAAAUUGUGUUGAACAGUCGGGAUCGGUUGUCGCGGUGUGCGGUGUAUUCCAUGUUUGUCCGUUUUUUUUAGUCAGUUAUUUAUGGAAAAAUGAAUGAGUUUAUUCAACACCUUGGUUAUGUAGUUGCUACGUUACUUGUUUCAUUGCAAGUUGUUUCAUUGCCGUGAACGACCUCUUACGAUUCAUCCCCACCCAAUCUGUUCUCAAAACCUGGCCGACUUGGAUGCACCAGAAGUACCGUACGAGUAUAAAAUACCAAUUUUAUUUGGUUAUAUAUUUUUUUAAAAUCGACAUUUCGUGCAUUUUUUUUUAAUCCCGCGAUGCUUCGAGAGUGGAGGAGAAUCACCCGGCGGUGGGGAAAAUCAAACUCUAGUUGUUUCUUCAUUAUCUUCAUGGAGGACUAAUUAUUGCACUCCGGUGAUUUGUUUAAUACUGGUUUUUCUCCAGUAUCGUGAACGUGAAGGCAAAAGUCAAGUUUUUUUGGUAGUGAUGGUGUGUGUGACAUUAUAUUCUUAUUUUUUGGUGCAACAAGUUGUGGACAGCCACGAGAUCAAACGCGCUGGUUCGUGUUAUUUAAUCGCCAAUUAAUUUUUCACUAAUUUCCAAUAAAAUAUUCUGGAAAUCCCCAGAUUUCGGUAUUUUGACAAUUCAAAAAAUACAAUAAUAAUUCGUUCCACUUGCAGUCUAAACUUUUCCAAAAAAUAUAGAUAUAAAUAACACAAACUAAAAUAUAGAAUAAAAAUCUAAAAUCGAACCGAGCGAGAAAAUAGAAAACGCGUGGAAAAUUACAGCUGAUAAAAUAGCGACAGUAAUGAUUAUUGAAUGAAAUAUUCAAAAUAUUGAGGACAAAAAAAUAAUUUAAUACAAAAGAAAACUGCAAUCAGAUAUCCGUGACAAAUCCGCCGAUGCAUGUAUUCGAAAUUCUAUUUAAACCUCAAAACCAAAUCGAGUGUUAAAAAAAAAAAUGAUACGUAGCACCUCGGAAAUUGUUCGGUUCGUUCGAUUCAUCGUUAUCUCCUUGGAAAAAUAAUGAUAAGAGUUCGUUCCGUUGUGACGAGUACGUAGGUGUAAUCAGAAGUCUUUUUUCCCUGCGAUUGUGAGCAUUAAAAUUGUCAAGUACAAUCCAGUCGAUUUGACUGAAUGAAAAAAAAAGAUCUGAUGAUUUUCUCCAUUGAAGAAGUGAAACAAGUUGCACAGCUGAAUGAAGCAACAAUAGAAUAAUAAAUAGAAGUGAUAUAUUUAGCAAUUGAUUGAUGAAUAGGAACGUGAAGUGAAUGAUUCAGCUUCGUAGAAGUGAUUGCUAAUAGAGGAUAAACAAAAAAAAAAGGGCAUUGAGUUAAUUAGAGUAGACGAGUGACCAUGAUGAAGUUCAAAUCGCUGUUUCGAAGAGGACAGCAAAGCCAUUUGCCCCAUCAGCAACAGCAAACGGGGAAUUCUUCACCUCCACAGCAAGCCCAAUUGCAACAGCAGCCACAAGUUGCUCAGUCUUUGCAUCCCAGACAAGCACCAAGUGUAUCGUCACUUGAGGGAAAAAACGAUAAUAUACAGAACGUUAACUGGCAAGUUAAGGACAGUGUCAAGGGUACCAAGGUACACGGUAAAAGUACUGGAAAAAAUAGCAACAGGAUGCAGGAGCUCGAGCGUGAGCUCGAGCUCUUACGACAGGAGAGAGCCAGACUUGAGGCAGGUCUUAGAGAAUCUACACAUGACGCUAAAUUAUUUCAUGAACUUAAGAUCGAGCUUGCAUUUGUUAAGGAGCAACACACAUUAGAAGUUGAGAGGCUGACGGAGGACAAUCAGAUCCUCCGGGCUCGUCUCCGAGAUGUGGCCCAUUCGCCUCUGUCCGAUGCAGAGAAGCACCAGCUCUUGCAAGACGCAGCUCGUGAUGAGUCCUCACUGCCCCCCAAUGAUCCAUCAGCAACUCCCACCACAGAUAAUCCCAGAUGUGCAACUCCAGAAUGGGACAAGCGAUCAUCGAGUUCAGUAUCGGAGGUCUCGGUUGCUUGCCUGCAGGACCGAAUUCUCCAGAUGGAGGAAACACAUUACUCCACAAACGAAGAGCUUCAGGCAACGAUUCAAGAGCUGAGUGAUCUCCAGGCUCAAUUAUCAGAGCUUCAGACAGACAAUGAAAGAUUAACUGAGGAGAAGGGAGUCCUUCUGGAGUCACUCUGCAGGCAGACCGAAAAAUUAGAGGACUCCAGGUCGAAGGUUGACACACUUCAGGGACUGUUACUGAGGGAGGAGAAGCCCCAGGACUCCUCAAAGGGUUACAACACAGAGAGGGAGCAAAAACUCGUAGAUCUGCUGAAGAGUGCCCAAGAGGAACGUGAAUCUCUUCUCCAGAAGUUGGAGGAACUCUCCAGUGAGUUGAAGGUUCUUCGUUCAUCGGCUGAAGCUAGCACUGGAGAGGCUGAACGUUUAACCAAAAGGGUUCACCACCUGGAGGUUGCUGUGGAGGCUGGGAGUGCUGAGAGGAAGCAACUGGAUGUGGAGCUUGUUGGGGCGAGGCAGGAGAGUGCCAACAGAAAUAUCGAGAUCAGCAGGUUGGCAACCUUGUUGGAUAAUGCCAGGGCUAAGAUUGAAGAGCUUGAGCAGAGUAGGCAGGUAGAGAGUAAGAGUGAAGCUGAUGAGUUGCUUGAUGCUGCCAGGAGGGAGAAGGAUACACUGGAGACACAGGCUGCUGCACUCCAGGAACAAUUGGCUAGAAGUCACUGCGAUCAUGAUAGGUUGAGAGAUCAGUACUCACAACUGCAGGAAGAGUAUAAGGUAACGAGAAACAACGCAAAAUCCGCGAUCGACGAUUUAGAAUAUCGUUUGAGCCAAUUGAAGGACGAGAGACUGUCGGUGAAUACUGAACUGCAACUAGUACGUGAUUCACUUGCAGAGCUUCAAGCUCAGUGUCAGAGACACCUGGAGGACAAGCGUGAGCUGAAAGCUGCUCUGAGUGAGUCUCAGAGACGUGAACGAGAAGCUCAACUUCGACAAUACGAGCUCGAGCGAAACCUCAGCGAUGAGAAAAAAUUGAGGCAGAGUGAGAGCGCAGAAUGGGAGCAAUUUCAAAACGAUUUGUUGAUGACUGUCAGAGUUGCCAAUGACUUCAAGACUGAGGCGCAGUCCGAGCUGGAGAGAGUUGUCCUAGAAAAUAAAACAUUGAGGGAUAGACUGAGGGCACUGGAGGGACAGCUGGAAAAACUGAAUAAAGCACAAACAGAGUUGUCAGACACAUCAGACUUCAAAAACGAUCGAAAAAAUGUAAUAUUCCAAAGAGGAAGAACAAUUCUCCGUAAACGAAGUGUCGAAGAAAUGAAACUAUUGGAAACUAAAUCCGCAAGACCGCCGAAUCACGAAAGAAGUGCAUCAGUCUCUCAGGAAGAAGUCAAAGAGAACUCCCCGAUCUAUCGAAAUCUCUCUCAUCCAAACCUUCUAGACUCAUCUCUGAGCGCAAAAACACUUCCCAAGCACAAUCACAUCGAUUUCAACCCAAAAAAGCCCCUGGAAAGAUCAAAAAACAUGAAAAACACGAAGAACUUGUCCCUUGAGUCUAUCCAGGGGAUCCAGGGAAUCGACGAGAACUCCUAUUGGCUCCACGUAUCCAACUCGAAGUUCCUUAUUCCUCGAAAAAAGGAAGAGUCAAAUGUCGGUAGAUCAAUGGAUGAUCUGAGAUUCCAAGUGGAUCCAGAGAUGACGAGAAUUUUACGUCAGAGCCUCGAGAAAAAAUCUCAGAGUGAGACUAACGUAAGUCAAACAUUGCGACAAGAUUUAUCGAUAGCCCAGAAAAAUAUCGGGGAAAGGGAAAUUGAUAAGAUUGUGGAGGCUAAACCAAUCGUUAUCGAUAAGAGCGGAGUUGUGAAGGAUUAUGCGAUAACAACGGAAUUAGUUAAUCCUAAUCCACAUUUGAUUAUGGCUCCGAAACUUUAUGUUCCUCGAUUGUCCUGUGAUAAUAUUGAUGAUGAAUCAUCGGAUGAGGUUUAUCCUGAGAUCAAGGAAAGUAAACCGAAGAAGACCGUGAGGUUUAUCGAAUCGAAUGGAAAGUCCGAUGAUUUAAAAUUGUUGGAUAAUUCCAGAAGAAUUGAAGGAUUGAAUGAUAAAGUUAUUAAUCAGUCGAAUAACUUGCAGAGAUCAAUUAGUGAACCUUUGAGGGACGUAAAGUCCUCUAAGGUUGGAGAACUUGAUGAUGAAUUGAGACGUAAGAAGUAUUGCACAUCCAUUAAGGAUGAGUUUAGACGAGGAUCGAGUUCUGAGUGGAUGAAAUCAGAUAAAUCGACGCAGGAUGUGAGAGCUGAAGUUUCGAGUGCCGAAUCGAAUGAUUCAGAUGUUUUCACAUUUGAUUUACCGAUGAUAGGUUUGGAGCGGUCUGAAGAGCUCAAUCAGAGAUUGAAGAGAAAUAAUAUAAACAGUGCGAUGAAUAAUGGUAGAGAAUUGAAAAUAAAUAGCAACAGGCCAAUCCCUUCACCGAGGAAGUUCGUACAUUUUGAAGAAUCCAUGGGGGGGAAUAUCGAUAAAUCAAUCGUAUCGUCGUCGAAAUGUUUAGAUAGAGACUACUCAGUACUUCAGGCAGAUGCAUCAAAACGAAGAGUGAGAAAUAACUUUAUGGGGAGAACUUUAUCGUUGCGGGAAAAGUUUGAGUCUAUUUUGGAGGACGUUGAGUUGAGGCCUGAGAGAACGAUGGGAGCCAAUCAGAAAAAUCCCACACCCCCACCUCCUAGACCUGUGAGUGCACCUACAGAGACCCAGCAGAGUGUUUUAACAAGUGUUCAGCAGGAAAUGGCUGCUAGGAGGAAGGCAAAUAUUUCGAGGCAGGAUUCUAGGCUCUCAGUUAAAUGUUUAAUCGAGAGUAUUGAAAAUGCCACUAAACAAGCCAAAGCUGGACCUGGUAGCCGAAGCAGUUCCACUUCGUCGUUGAAUUCCAUUGGGACCAAUGAUAUUUUAUCGUUAAAAGCACCUCUAAGAGAUCAACAACAGAUUAAUAAUUUAAUUUGUGCUGCUAACCCAACGAAUAAUAAUAAAACACAAUCUACUGGCAAUAGGAAACUGACAUUAUCAGAAUCACAAAAAUCAUCAGGACCAGUGAGCCUGAGUGCCGGUGAACUGUUGGACUCAGCAGCUUUGAAUGCAAAGGCAAUUGACUUUGUACGAAGGAACAGUGUGACUGAUCUCUCUGAACGGAAAGAUCCACUGUGUGGUCUCGUAAAGAAUGGAGGAUCCAAGCGGAAUGCUUUAUUAAAAUGGUGUCAGAAUAAAACUGUUGGCUACAGGAAUAUUGAUAUCACCAACUUCAGUAGCUCCUGGAACGAUGGACUAGCUCUCUGCGCUAUUCUUCACUCUUAUUUACCUGAUAAAAUACCGUAUGACUCACUGAGUCCAUCUGAGAAGCGCAGGAAUUUCUCACUGGCAUUUUCUGCAGCCGAGAGCGUUGGAAUCCAAACUACUCUGAAUAUUGGAGACAUGUGUCAACUAGAACGUCCCGACUGGCAGCAAGUGAUGACCUACGUAACGAGCAUCUACAAGCACUUUGAGACAUGAACGUGCAUCAAAAUAAAAAAUAAAAAAACUUGCGAUUUAUUUAAAUAAUAUUUUGAGUGAAAGAUGGCAUCUAGUCAAUCGAAACUCUGAAAAUCGAUUCAAAGGUACGGAAAAUGAAUGAGAAAAGGCAGGAAAUAAUGAAACACUGAGGAGCAUGUGACGUGCGCCAUAAGAAAUAUGACUAACUUCUUUUUAACUAAAUGAGACUGAUAAAAGCACCGACUACAUGAAGUGUAUUUUGAGCAUUUUUGUCGUCCACUUAAAUGGAUAGAAAAACUAUUGAGAAAAAUAUCUCCACGUAAUUGUUUAUUCCGUUGAAUGUUAACAGGGAGAAUGGAGAAAAAAUAUCUUCAAUUGAAGUGGUGAAACACAGUAGUGACAUUUUGAAUCUUUUAAUUAUCGGAUCAUUUAAAAAACAAGUCGUUUUAAGGAAAUCAUCUACUUAUUCAAUUGGCAAUGGAAUGUUGCAACACCAAAUUUUUUUCAAUAUUUUCCUGUUAUUUAUAUUAUUAUCAAAAUAAUUCAACAAAUAAGAAUUGAUUAUGAAUUCCGAUUGAGUAUUAAAUUUGGAAUAUUUGUUAUUCAAUUAAUUGAUUUCAAAGGAAAUUAUAGACAGAUCUUGUUUGCAGCUGAUGAAAUUCUUAAUGAACGAUAUCUUUAGCAUUUUUUUAAAAUCCAUUAUUUAAUUUCGUUUGACCAUUUCAGUGCAUAUUAAAUCCUCGGAAAAAUUGAUUGAUUGUGUAAUAUGAGUAUUCCCCUAUCGUAUUAUUUUUAAUUUAAUCUGAUAGUUGCCACUCCCUUAUAAAAGUAGUACGUAACAUAUAAUUGAUGAAGACAAAUGGAACAAACUGUAUAGGAAUUGGAUAGUCUUAAGUCACCUAAUUUAUUCUAUUUAGUCACAUCUAGUAUUUUUAAUUGGAUAAUCCUCCACAAAUGAAGAUUUAAAUGAGUUCGAUGUUUACUUAUUGGAUUGAAACUAUUUUCACGUCUUUUUUAAACGAAUGAUUUUUUUUUAAUUUCAAGUGAAAUCGUUCACGAUCCUUCGAUGAUUAAGAACUCUGUGAUAUAGUAUUUAUCGUUGAUUGACUUGUUCUAUGCCCAUAAUGUCCCCCGCGAUUGAUCCAAUUGGAUCGUUAUAUUUUAUUAUACAGAAUUAAAAUAUAUUCAUUGAAUAAACGAAACAAAUGUGAGCUGCAAUGGAA